AUGACGCAUUACCUUCGAUCUCGCCAUGACGGCAUUCUGAUUGGUGUUGGCACCGCCGUCGCUGACGACCCCAGCCUUGAUUGUCGCAUUGCCGGGCUGUUCAAGCUAUAUCGAGAGGGCUGCGGGCGUCCACCAUGGAUCGUCACGGCACUCAGGGAACCCCCAGCAGACAAACGGGUACCGCCGGAGAAAUAUGGAGGCAAAUACAUCAUUGUGGAAAUCGCUACCUCGGACAUUGGCGAGCAUCACCUCGACUGGAAUAUCCUGCUAGUGAAGCUCAAGGAAAAUGGACUCAACAGUGUCAUGGUUGAAGGAGGUGGCCAGGUUAUCAACUCGUUGCUCUCGCCACAGUACCGGCCAAACAUUAACAUGGUCAUCGUCACCAUAGCCCCAACAUGGCUCGGCCAAGGUGGAGUGGUUGUAUCACCCAAGAGAUGCUUCAAUGAUGCAGGAAUAGCUAUCCCAACUGCGAGGCUAAUCAUACCUUUCUCCUAG
Metarhizium brunneum ARSEF 3297 is the source of this 495-nucleotide messenger RNA. NCBI's taxonomy places the organism in Eukaryota, Fungi, Ascomycota, Sordariomycetes, Hypocreales, Clavicipitaceae. The record is from RefSeq and is a predicted model, not a curated record.